Molecule: messenger RNA, 3489 nt
Organism: Lampris incognitus (smalleye Pacific opah)
Lineage: Eukaryota; Metazoa; Chordata; Actinopteri; Lampriformes; Lampridae
Exons: 8
Coding region: 211-1107 (298 amino acids)
Biological process (GO): cell surface receptor signaling pathway; positive regulation of T cell proliferation; T cell costimulation
Cellular component (GO): external side of plasma membrane
Source: RefSeq, a predicted model, not a curated record
UCCGCGUCUCCCUGCACAACUAGUUAUCAGACUAUCCAGACAGUGCGGUCUGUAGGUUAGGUUUAUUCUUAUCACGUGUUUUUCUCCUGUUUUUGUCGCCAUACCAGUGCGAGGUUGCGCUGGUGUGUCGUGGUGCCGUGCUGUCAGCGAAGUACCGGGGAGGGGGGUCACAACGUCUGCGUGCGUGCUCACUAAUCCAGAAGAGAAAACAUGACUGCAACUCACACCCGGUUGCUGUUUUUGAUCGUCUGCGCAGAUGUGGCUCUUGCCUUCAUUGACUUGAACUGCAAAUCCGAGAAUCACGGAGAGUAUGGACAACAGUCGAGAGUGGAAUGUAUCAUCCAACCUAAGAAAGAGGCAGAAGACCCAGAGAUCAUAAUGGUCACAUGGAAGAAAGACAAAGAUGAGCAUCCCUUAUUACUUUACAAGAAGGGAAAGACCAACUGUGAACAACGCUAUCAGUUUGCUGAGCCAGAGUGGAAUAAUAAGACAAUGAGUGUGUCCCUGCUUGUGACCAAUACCAUGUUGGAAGAUACUGGACAGUAUAGAUGCAUGGUGAUCACAGAUAGCGGCGAUGCAAGCGCCUCAACCGAGCUCAGUGUCGCAGCCAAAUACAGUGCACCAACUAUAAACUACAUACCUGAGAAAGAAAUCCCUCUGAAUACAAAUUCGACACUUUUCUGUAACUCAUACGGUGGUUACCCACAAGGUCAAAUUCGCUGGUUUGACGUGGACAACAGUGAGUUGACACACAGCUCUGAAAUGGAGGCCAAACAGAUGCCUGAUGGACUGUUUAACCUCACCAGUAAGCUGUCUCUGCUGCCUGACUCCGUUUUUUCCAAGCCCACAUGUGUGGUACACAGCGCCUCAGGAAGCAAGGAGGGGGAGGCCAUAUUUGAGAUGCCAGAAACCUCAUUUAUUUCAGAAAAUUUGGGACAGCAGGAUUCAAAUUCCAAAAUAAUUGCCCCUGUGGUGGUCAUUGGAUCACUGAUAGUAGGACUCCUGUUGGUGAUCGUUCUCAAAUGGCGCCGACGUGACCGUCACCAAAUUGAUCCGGAUAUUGACAAUGACGAAACACAAACAAUGGCCCCAGCCAGUGAGCCGUGAUCGUCUCAGGGUAAAUGAGUUAAUGCUUAUGUGUGAAGUAUUGACUCGCCCAAAAGGAACACUUCCCUGUUGGUCAGCAGAGACUGUUUUGCCAGUCUUUCAGUUCCCAGCUUUGUUUCACACACACUGGCUUCCAUAUCCACAGUCGGGUCAAGUCAAUUUUAUUUGUAUAGACCAAUAUCACAAAUUACAAAUUUGCCUCAAGGGGUUUUACAGCAACAUAACAUUCUGUCCUUAGACCCUCGCAUCGGAUAAGGAUUUAUCAGAGGAAUUUGUUGUGAGCUCUUGAAUGUAACUGCAACGAGUGAGCUAAACUUAAAUUUAUAUAGCUUGAAACGGGCAUGUGAUUUUGCUUGGGUUUAAAAGAGUGAGGGAAACCAACUGCAGGCCUACACCGUGAAACAACACAUGCUAACAACUGAAACCAAUGGGCUCUACUUUUGUGCAGCUUAGCGCAGGCUCAAGUGCAGGCCACAUAUAGGCGUACCGGAUAUAUUUUUGGUAAUUUAGUGAAUGGCAAACUUAAAACCCCUAUAACUUCAAAUAAAAAUUACUUCAAAUAUAACUUCAGAGCAGUUGAUUUGUUAAGGGAGCCCUACUUUAGACCAUUCAGCAGCAUGGACAUUUCAGUUCACCUUUGCAGACAGUGAAAGUGCAUGUUCUCAUCACACAAGCUUUACUAGUGGAUCUUUGUUGAUGUAAUAUUUUAUGUAAAUAGAUGAAAUAAUCUCAUUCAAGACCUUGACUCUAGUGUAAGUAUGUUUAAUUAUGAGUGAAAAUGAAUGAAUGGAUCCGUCCAGUCGGCCGUCCAUCUAUGCUUAGUCCCAUUCACGAUCACAGCGCAAUGACCCCAUGUGUACAUGUUUAAUCUCGAUCUGUGUUUGGGUUUUCUCUGUGUUAUCUGUCCACAUUAACAAAGUAUUUUACAAGGCAUGUCAGUCUAGGACCUACAUAACAAUAGAGGCUGAUAACAGAAAGUAUCAUGUGAUCUUACCAACGCUCCUUUACCAUUACUCUUUUCACAAAUGUUGAAUCAGAAAACAGCCAUUACCUGUCACAGCAACGAAAGAGCACACCAAAAUACUGUAGCACCACGGACAAAUAUGAAUGAUUAUUCCAAACACAAUGGGACAAUGUUAUUGGUUAAAUCAGCAACUGGGUGUAAAAAAAGAAGGACCUCAUUUUAAAAAAGAUUAAGAUGGACAUUUAAGUUUGCAUCUCAUGUCCAAGUCUAAUUACAAAUGAGCAUUGAAAAGCCAUCAAGUGCUGUUUUGCAUUUGGUCUGUUUUUCAACAUUUACAUUAUUAUUGUACUUUCUUCAUCGUUACGUGGAUUUUUAAUAAUGUGUAGCAUUUUAAACUGUGAAAUUGUUUAUUUGUUUAAUGUACACACAAACUGUAGAUUGGUCUGUCGUGAUAUUCUGCACUUUUCCCCCAAUUGUACUGGGCCAAUUACCCACUCUUCCGAGUUGUCCCGGUCUCUGCUCCACCCCCUCUGCCGAUCCGGGGAGGGCUGCAGACUACCACAUGCUUCCUCCCAUACAUGUGGAGUCACCAGCCGCUUCUUUUCACCUGACAGUGAGGAGUUUCGCCAGGGGGACGUAGCACGUGGGAGGAUCGACCAAUCAAUCAAGUUGCAUUUUUAUAGCGCUUUUCUAGCUGCAACAGCCAUCACGCUAUUCCCCCCUGUUCCUCCUACCCCCUAAACAGGCGCCACGACCGACGAGAGGAGGAGCUAGUGCAGCGACCAGGACACAUACCCACAUCUGGCUUCCUACCCGCAGACACGGACAAUUUUGUUUGUAGGGACGCCCGACCAAACCGGAAGUAACACGGGGAUUUGAACCGGCGAUCCCCGUGUUAGUAGGCAACGGAAUAGACCGCUAAGCUACCCGGACGCGAUAUUCUGCACUUUUAAGACAUAUGUAUGUGUGUGCACGCGCGCGCGCGCGCGUUUUGAAGAUAUGUUGACCAGUAGAUACAUUUCUCGGCAGACUACUAUCUGUGCCUUCGACAAACCGUGACAAGGUCCAGACUUUUCUCUCACACGUCAAAGUGGUGGAGCAAAGUUCUGGAGUGUAUAUCUACUCUAUAUUGUAAUUGUCCUAUUCACCACCUCUUGAUUAUCCAUGGCGCACUAAUAUUAAAUCAGCGGCAUGAUACAUAUUUGAUCAUGAUAUGAUUACGACUUAGCACUCUUGUAACAUUACGAUUUAUCCACUUAUUGCUGACUCUUUAAAAUCACUUUGUAUGAAAUUAUCUGUCGUAUGAGUAAUUGUAAAUGUAAAUAGUCAAAAAUGUCUUGAAAAAAUUACUUUGGAAAUCAAUUACAAUUACGGGUUUGCUUAAAAGUUGUGAUAUUAAAAAUGUUUAUAUGAAGAAA